UACACACAGAUACAUGUACAUACACAAAAAUACACAUGCACAGACACAUGUACACACACAUAUACAUGUAGAUACACAGACAUAUGUACAUGCAUACACAGACACAAACAUGUACACGUACACACACACCCCCCCAUAAAAAGUUGCAGUACUUUGUUGUUCACUCACAGAGCCGGGUACUGCACUCUAGGGGGAGGCAGAGAGCACAGCACACACUCCUUUCUUUGCUUUCACUGCGCUCAGCUAUUGAGCAGUCUGAUGGCUCCCAGUGCCAGUGACAGAUCCAGCCUGAGCUCUGAGCCUGCUCAGCAAGACAGACCUGGGGGACAUACUUGCCCCCACCAUAAUUUCCACUCACCAUUGGCGAGCAGGCGAGUUUAAAUUUCAAGCCCUGGAUUACGCGAUGCAAUGUAGUU
Molecule: messenger RNA, 416 nt
Organism: Staurois parvus
Lineage: Eukaryota; Metazoa; Chordata; Amphibia; Anura; Ranidae
Source: the annotation of a GenBank genome assembly